Molecule: messenger RNA, 1799 nt
Organism: Synchiropus splendidus (mandarinfish)
Lineage: Eukaryota; Metazoa; Chordata; Actinopteri; Syngnathiformes; Callionymidae
Gene: mfng
Product: MFNG O-fucosylpeptide 3-beta-N-acetylglucosaminyltransferase
Exons: 7
Coding region: 69-1151 (360 amino acids)
Biological process (GO): regulation of Notch signaling pathway
Cellular component (GO): membrane
Molecular function (GO): O-fucosylpeptide 3-beta-N-acetylglucosaminyltransferase activity
Source: RefSeq, a predicted model, not a curated record
CACCGUCGAUGACAUGAAGCGGACGAACACGACGGAGCCAGUGCAGGAGGAACUAUGAAGACACUAACAUGCACUUCGGCAUGCGUUCGAAAAAUAUACACAUUUGGAAGAGAUGGGUUUUUCGGACGUUGGCUUUUUCUGUUGUCGCAUUCAUGAUUAUUUUAUUCGCGGAUUUGCAGCUCCAAACCCAAACUUUGUCCGAACCUGCGCUGCGGCUCCCCGCGGCUGCUGCGCUCCAGCGCACCGUCCAACGGACCGGCCCGCACGAAUCGACCAGAACCAGAAGCGACAGCAUCAGGCCGAGAAAAUACACUCGACACACGACAUCUGCAUCGUCGAAACUAAAGAUCGAGGACGUUUACAUCGCGGUGAAAACCUCUGGAAAGUUCCACAAGACGCGCCUGCGUGUAAUUCUGGACACGUGGGUCUCCAUCACCAAAACGCACACAUUCAUCUUCACAGACACGGAGGAUGAAGACUUGAGCUCAGCAGGUCACAACCUGGUGGUGACCGGGUGCCAGUCGGACCACAGCCAGCAAGCUCUGUCCUGCAAGAUGUCGGCAGAGUACGACGGCUUCAUGGCCUCAGACAAGAGGUGGUUCUGCCACGUGGACGACGACAACUACGUGAACCCGAAGGCUCUUCUGUCCCUGCUGGCAGGGUUCCCCCAGGACGGAGACGUCUACGUGGGGAAACCCAGCCUGGACAAGCCCAUCACGGCCCAUGAGCUGCUGGAGGGCAACAGAACGAGGGAGGUGCAGUUCUGGUUUGCCACCGGAGGAGCUGGUUUCUGUAUAAGUCGAAGGUUGGCUGAGAAGAUGGCUCCCUGGGCCAGGGGCUCCAGGUUUGAGCAGACCUCGGCCAAAAUUCGGCUCCCGGACGACUGCACCGUGGGGUUUAUCGUCGAGAAAAGACUGGGCAUCUCAAUGGUUCACAGUCCGCUGUUCCACUCUCACCUGGAGAACCUGCUGCUUGUCCGGCAGUGGAACCUUGCGCAACAGGUGACUCUGAGCUACGGGAUAUUUGAGAACAAGAUGAACAGCAUCGACGUCAAAGGGAAGUUCUCCAAAGAGGAAGACCCCUCCAGGUACUUCCUACUGUUCUACAUGUUCAAAUACGCUUAUAAGAGAAAUGACACUUUGCCAAACUGAGGUUUUCGCGUAUUCACAUCACACUUUUAUCUCACGUUUGAACGCCGUUGCAGUGCUGCUCCUAUAGUAUGAUGCGCGGGUCUCAGGCGCCACGGUGAGAUUCUUCUCUCUCACAGCGAGUGAACCUGCUCUCAGUUCACUUCAGAGCGUCUGAAGAUGUGACACUCUCCAGCUCCGGCUCAUCGUGUUCUCUUCAGUCAGCGAUAAAAGCAAUUUGAUGUAAUACAAUGAAACAACAUGUGUGUUUUCUUCCCUGCUUCUUCCUGUGUGGAGCUGUGAGAACAUGCCACUGCAGAGCAUUUGCACUCAGCUCUUUCGAUUUGUUCCCCUCUGCUGGUGAUACUCAACAUGGCGGCGAGUCUGACCAGGUCAUCGGGUCCAGAACACAAACUUGUUGUCAGAACUGAACGCCUGAGAUGAAUUUCUGUGUUUGAAGAGAGUUUUGAAACUGAAAAUACAAUGUUUGUCUGAAAAAAAAAACCAUCUAGUGUUUUAUUUUCUCCUUCGCACUUCUAUUGAAUUAAACACAUUACACAUAACUGUGCGUUUUAGAUAAAUGAAUUUAAAUAACUCAACAUUGGAGGUGGCGCUGUUGUGGAGGACAAAGUUUCGAAAGCUUUUGUUCUGCUUAUUUUUGUCCCCGUACUG